AUGAAAUUAGCUUAUGCAGUCACUCUUUUGUGUGCAGUUCGGCAUGUAUUUGGAUCAACAUACUGCCCGCUCAGCGAAGCAAUGUAUUCCUCUGAGAAUCUCGAGCGCGGGGGAGUAGAUAUAGAUAUGCUUAAAAGCACCUGUCUAGUUGACUUGUUCAAAAAAGUAGACAGAUCCAGAGAAAAUAUCGCAUGUAUGGCCGAGGGGGCACCUGAAAUCAUGCGCAAGAUGUGUGUAGAAGACAAGCUGCAAGAAACCUUGGACAUUCUGAAGUCGAUCCAGGCCAUAAAAAUCCAAAUCGACGCAAAUCUAGAGGAAAAAACCCAAUGCUUGGCUAAGCUGGAAAAACUGUCUCUGAUACUGAUAGAUUGCGAAGCGAAGGAAAAGAAAAACAGAGAAACCGCCCCUUCAAACAGCCAGGCCGCAGAAAAGCCUGAAAACCCUUUCAUCGACGUAUGGGAAGUGCCAGAGCUUGACAGUGAGCCAGUCUCCGAUUCUUCCACUGUCGUGCGCCAAAUGCAAGAAGUAGAGGCCCUCAUGGAAAAAGCCAUAAAAAAUGGGGAGUGCUUGGAGAAAAGAAAGAUCUCCGUAGUUUAUAUAGCAGAAGAGUGCGUGGCGCGCAAUACCGAAUUUCUGGAGGAAGCUACUAUGGCAAUGCAGAGCCAGACAUACUACACGGCGUUUGGCUGCCAAAAACCCCCGAAAAGAAAGAGAAACACUGCCAGGCACAUCCUGCAGUACAAGAACAUAUACCUGGCACAGCUGCAGAACCGCGAGUGCUUUUUGCUAAGCAAGAUUGUCGAUCUCUUCUACAAAAAAACAAGCAGCCAGAUCCAAGCGGCCCAGGAAGAGAUGCAAGAAAAGCUCCAGGAGCUUCUCCUUUACAACUACUCCAUUGACGAGAACCUUUACGCCAAAAAAAUCGCCCACUUUAUACGCUGCGUGCAGCCGUAUGUUGGGCUCUCUGGGGCCCCAGACAAGCUGGCCUUGGCGCUGGACGCGCACUUUCUUUCUCUGCUGGUUCUAGACCACUCCAUGCCCAUAUGCCGGCUCAAGGAAGUUCUGAGCAUCAUGCACAUUCUGUACGAAGACGCUCCCGACAUGUCGGAAAUAAGCUUGGGCGUAUUUAUCGAGUAUUUCUACGACAUUGUUCGGACCCAUCUGAUGCUAAGCUGGGGAAAUGCCUCUGAAGCCCACUGCCAAACGGCGCGCCUGUUUGGAAAUAUGCACGCUCUGGUUUCGUCCUUCACUAAAAAAGAGGAAAUCCACCUGCUGUGCAACAUGUUUGGCGAGCUAGACAAGUCGUUUGCAAGAUACAGGCGAAAUGUAACAUAUAACGGCAGCUCGGAUGUGGAGGAGCCUAUUCGGGACCCCACGUGGAGAUACACCGCCGAUAAGUACAGCAUAAUACACCAGCACAUGAGCGUGCACGACGCAAGACACGCCCAGAACGACAGCUGCCUCCUCCUGGGCCUGCACCCGCUUAUAUACGCACUCGAGGAGCACACAAUUCCAAUGUGGAUAUCUGAGGGCGGGCCAAACGACGAGAACACCUGCACAGUGGAGAUAGGAUACCUAAACCCAGACGACAUCAGCUAUCGCACGGAUCUGAUGACAUACAGCGACGCGUGCAAGUUUACUUCCGUAAAGAACAUAAACAUAAUCGUCGACCCUGACCUGAAGAAAGAGAUAAGCAUGGUCAUAGACAAGUACGUGCACCCAGAUGCAACUGUGCAGCUUAUAGGAGUAAACCCAAACUCAGACUGCGUGUCCAUGUUUAAGUCCAGCGUGCUUGAGGAUGUAGGCGUAUUGCCCCCGUCCAACGAGGACAAGCAGGCGAUCCACGACCAGGUAUUGGAUGACUCCACUGGAUAUGGCUGGGAGUUUUGGCCUGCGGUGUGCACAGUAACCCUUGUGGCCGCUCUUAUUGACCUGCUUUCGGGCGAAGACACUUUCUUUUUCACUAUUGUUCCAAUAGUGGUUUCUGCACUGGGAGUCCUGCGGGCUCUUAUUAUACUGGAGGGAAAGGACACCCAAAUUUCGGUCGUGCUGUUCAACAUCAUAACAGCAGGCAUUGCCAUAGUUGCGGGCACAUACCUCUGCGACAUCCUAAUACGGGCCAGCGACUUGACAGAGUACCUGGUCUAUAUAAAGUGGCUCUACAGCGCAUUGGCUAUUAUAGCCUUCGCAGGCAUGCUGAGCACAUACUCAAAGAAGGCCAGAAGGCGCGUGUUUGGCCCGUCCUACACCGCGCUAAAUCUGCUGAAGUAUUUCUUCUACGCACUGGCAGCUGCUGCCUCUCUUUGCAUUCCCGUGUUCUAUGCACUUGACUGCCAAGACGUGGUUUUCGUGCUGCUUGCAAGCAACAUGGGGUUUCUGUCCGGCAUAUUCCUGUACAUCGCAUGCUCGUACGAGAAAACACCCACAAAAAUCAAAAGCGACCAGUGGAAAAGGCUGGACAGGUGUGUUAUGGUGCUUUCCUGGAUCACAGUGACCAUUGGUCUUGUGCUGACUCUAGUAGUCUCGAUCCACUACGACCUCCUGGAGAACCUCCCUAUAAUCUUGGGAGACAAGAAGAUGCUUCUUUCUCUAUUUAAAAGGGAAACGGCCCCAGAGCAUGCAGGCAUGUACCCUUUUGGAGGCGACAGCUCUGCCUUAAACGAGCUUAUUAAAUCUGCAGCCAUUGGCAUAAGCACCUCCGUAAACAGAGCAGUCGGCAUGCGGGUGUUCUUGUAG
Molecule: messenger RNA, 2736 nt
Organism: Nematocida major
Lineage: Eukaryota; Fungi; Microsporidia
Exons: 1
Coding region: 1-2736 (911 amino acids)
Source: RefSeq, a predicted model, not a curated record